Penicillium odoratum is the source of this 1611-nucleotide messenger RNA. RefSeq lists its product as uncharacterized. The coding region runs from base 1 to 1611 and encodes 536 amino acids. Lineage: Eukaryota; Fungi; Ascomycota; Eurotiomycetes; Eurotiales; Aspergillaceae. The transcript is spliced from 6 exons. Gene Ontology annotation, molecular function: oxidoreductase activity. The record is from RefSeq and is a predicted model, not a curated record.
AUGCAUUUACAUUAUCUCUCCGUCUUGGCGGCUUUGGCCAGUUGCUCCAUUCCAGCUGCUGCCCAUGUGCCACAACAACCAAGAGAUCAAGGGACUUGCAAGAAGACCACUGUUGCUAUUCUGGGAGGUGGAAUUGCCGGUAUCACGGCGGCUCAAACAUUGUCUAAUGCCUCGGUUCAUGAUUUUACUAUUAUUGAGUAUCGGGAUACAAUUGGAGGCCGAGCUUGGCACGAACCAUUUGGCAAGAACCCGCACACCGGAAAACCGUAUACCAUUGAGAUGGGAGCGAAUUGGGUACAAGGCCUCGGGAACCCAGGUGGUCCUCAAAAUCCGAUCUGGACUCUGGCGCAGAAAUAUCAUUUGAAGACUUAUUACUCCGACUAUGACAAUAUUUCGACGUACAAUGAAAAUGGGUACGCGGACUAUAGCCACCUGCUGACUGAAUAUGAUAACGCCUACAGUAUUGCCAAUAUGAAGGCUGGCGAGAUCCUGAAGAAUAAUCUCCAAGACCAGACAGCUCAAUCUGGCCUGGCACUGGCUGGUUGGAGCCCUGGUAAACAUGAUAUGGAGGCGCAAGCGGUUGACUGGUGGAAAUGGGACUUUGAGGAUAAUUUCAACACACUGGAGAGCUCUCUUGUUUUCGGCUGUGCUGGUGAUAAUCUGACCGAGAACGUUUUCAGUGAUCACGAUAACUUCGUAACUGAUCAGCGCGGGUUCAACACUAUCAUCAAGGGAGAAGCUGCUACGUUCCUCAAGCCAAAUGAUCCACGGCUGCACCUCAAUACGCAAAUCACGGAGAUCUCAUACUCAGAUGAUGGAGUCACCAUCCACAACAAAGAUGGUAGCUGUAUCUCAGCCGCCUACGCCAUUUGCACCUUCUCCUUGGGCGUCCUGCAAAGCGAUGAAGUCAAAUUCACCCCCAGCCUCCCGGAAUGGAAACAAACAGCUAUUCAAAAAUUCACAAUGGGCACCUAUACCAAGAUUUUCAUGCAAUUUAAUGAAACAUUUUGGCCAACAAAUACCCAAUAUUUCCUCUACGCCGACCCCGGCCUCCGAGGCUGGUAUCCUGUCUUCCAAUCCCUCUCAAUGCCACAAUUCCUCCCAGACUCCAACAUCCUCUUCGUGACCGUUACAAACGAGUUCUCCUGGCGAGCAGAGCGCCAAUCAGACGAACAAACCAAACGUGAAAUAAUGGACGUUCUCCGCAAGAUGUUUCCUGAAAAAACAAUUCCUGACCCAACAGCCUUCCUCUACCCGCGCUGGAGCACCGAGCCUUGGGCCCGCGGUAGCUACUCCAAUUGGCCCCCAGGAACAACUCUCGAGAUGCACGAGAACCUACGAGCGAAUACGGAUCGACUCUGGUUUGCGGGUGAGGCGACUAGUCCGACGUACUUUGGCUUCUUGCAGGGUGCCUGGUUUGAGGGACGGGAUGCGGGACGGCAGAUUGCGGCUAUCUUGCAGGAUCGGUGUGUUCAUGCUAAUUCUACUAAAUUAAGGGAGUGUGGGGCUAGGAGGCAUUAUGAGGUUUUGCAUGGAACUUCGCCUUUAGCUGAUUAUUCGGCUGUGAAUGGGUGGACGGCGAAUAGUUUCUAUGAUGGUAACUCGGAUUAG